This is a messenger RNA of Prorocentrum cordatum, 606 nucleotides long. NCBI's taxonomy places the organism in Eukaryota, Dinophyceae, Prorocentrales, Prorocentraceae. The record is from the annotation of a GenBank genome assembly.
AUGUCCUCGGUGACCUCUGGCGCGCCCACGCGCCGCGCCGCCCCGAGCACGGCGCGGCGCCUCGAGGAGCGAAACGGGGGCGGGUCGGCGAAUUCGUCUCCGCGCUGGCCGAUGCGGGCAGGGAGUUCGGGGAGCCGAGGAUCCUCGGCGGCGGCCCGAGGCCCGCCGCCGGCGCGGGGCCCCGCCGGCGGGCGGCGCGGGAGGGCCGCGCAGGCCCCCCGGCGGGCGGGGCGGCGGCCGCGGAGGGCGGCGAGGAGCCCGAGCGAGCCGGCGGCGGCGGUGUGCGGGCGGCGGCCCCGGGGGCGAUCGGUGAGGCACCAUCACAUCCACGAGGGCGCCGCCUGCAGGUCGUUGCACGACGCCUCGCCGCAGCUCUGGUGGGAGCUGCGGGCGCGCUCGAGCAGCGAGGCCGACGAGUUCCUCCGCGCCGGCGUCCGCGACGUCACGGUGCACGAGGUCGGCCACACGCUCGGCCUGCGGCACAACUUCCGCGGAUCGUACGACAGGACUUUCUAUCAGAGACCAGACGCAGGACCCUCGCUUCGUGGAGCUGCAUGGCCUCACCUCUUCUGUGAUGGACUACCUGCCCGUGAAUAUCGCUCCUGA